Messenger RNA from Punctularia strigosozonata HHB-11173 SS5, 924 nucleotides. RefSeq names its product ribosomal protein S8e. The transcript is spliced from 5 exons. Gene Ontology annotation, molecular function: structural constituent of ribosome. NCBI's taxonomy places the organism in Eukaryota, Fungi, Basidiomycota, Agaricomycetes, Corticiales, Punctulariaceae. Bases 49 to 672 code for a protein of 207 amino acids. The record is from RefSeq and is a predicted model, not a curated record. Gene Ontology annotation, cellular component: cytosolic small ribosomal subunit; ribosome. Gene Ontology annotation, biological process: maturation of SSU-rRNA from tricistronic rRNA transcript (SSU-rRNA, 5.8S rRNA, LSU-rRNA); translation.
CCUCAUCAAACUCGGGUCACUCGCUGACGGCCAUCCUCAAGAUUCAAGAUGGGUAUCUCUCGCGAGUCCCGGCACAAACGCUCCGCCACCGGCGCCCAGCGCGCCCACUACCGCAAAAAGCGCAAGUUCGAGCUCGGUCGUCAGGCGGCGUCGACCAAGUUGGGCCCGAAGCGGGUCCACACCGUGCGCGUCCGUGGCGGGAACCUCAAGUACCGCGCGCUCCGUCUCGAGUCGGGCAACUUCGCCUGGGGCAGCGAGCAUGUGACGAAGAAGACCAGGAUCAUCGGUGUCGUCUACAACGCGUCGAACAACGAGCUUGUCAGGACCAACACACUCGUUAAGAGCGCUAUCAUCCAGGUCGAUGCCACGCCUUUCAGGCAGUGGUACGAGGCCCACUACGCUCAGCCAGUGAGCCGCAAGGGCAAGUCCACGAUCGAGACCACCGAGGAGAAGAAGCUCUCCAACCACGCUCAACGGAAACUGGACGAGAAGAAGAAGGAGGCCAAGAUUGACCCCCUCCUCGAGACCCAGUUCGGUGCCGGUCGUCUGUACGCCGUCAUCUCCAGCCGUCCCGGUCAGUCCGGCCGUGCCGAUGGAUACAUCCUUGAGGGCAAGGAGCUCGAGUUCUACCUCAGGAAGAUCCGGACAGGCAAGCAGAAGCACGCACAGUAAACCGGUGCACAUGUCCGUUGUUCCCGAUCGGUUCUGCGUCUGUUUGUUUGGCCGCGCGGCGGUGGCGGUGGGCGAUAGCGAUGGGGCCGGGGGAUGAAAAACUUUCGUAUGAGAUGGCCCGUAUGCCAGCAACUGUGUAUCGCGAUAUAUGCGCAUGCUUUCCCAUGUCCUCUCCGAAGCUCGCGCAGAUGCGGUGCGCGGUGAGUUGUUUGGUGAAUGUGAGACGCUAGCGACGGGCUGGAUCUGACCGCA